UUUGGACCCGCCACGACGUCCCAAAGCGUGCCACCAUUCUUCGACGCUAUGGCUGAUUUGCUGAAGGAUUCCCCGCUUCGUGCGGUGCAGGUCGAAGCCCUGGUUGUCAUGAAAAUCAUCAAGCACUCGGCGCAGGCGUUCCCCACAACGGCGACGGGCUCUCUUGUUGGCAUGGACGUGAACAGCACCCUCCAAAUCACAAACAGCUUCCCCUUCCCCACCGUCGACGUGCCUGCUGCGGAUGGCCACCAGGACUCGGCGUCGAACCUAGCGGCUGCGGCCCCGCGCGCAAAAUCGAACGCGGCAUACCAGAACGAGAUGAUCAAGUUCCUGCGGGAGGUGAACGUGGACGCGAAUAACGUCGGCUGGUACACGAGCACGAGCAUGGGCAACUUCGUCAACGCGAACACGAUCGAAAAUCAGUUCUUCUACCAGAAGGAGCUCAACGAGCGGACGGUGGCGCUGGUGCACGACGUGAGCAGGAGUUCGCAGGGGAGCCUGAGCCUGCGCGCCUUCCGGCUGUCACCCGCGUUCAUGGCGGCGUACAAGGAGGGCAAGUUCACCACCGAGAGCCUCCAGAAGAGCGGCCUCCGCUACCAGGACAUUCUCGUCGAGCUGCCCUUGGCCAUCCACAACUCGCACCUGCUCACCGCACUGCUCCACCAGCUGCCCUCCGAUGCGCCCAAGGAGGAGCUUGCCUUCCCGCCCAAUCUCGCCGCACUGCAACAGGACCCGAAUACGCCGCAACCGCCCCUAUAUCCCAACUUCGACUCGCUCGACCUUUCCAUCGACCCCUUCCUGGAGAAGACGUGUGACCUGCUCCUCGAGAGCAUUGAGAACCACCACACGGAGCUCAACAACCAUCAAUACUACCAACGAUCGCUUGGCCGAGAGCAGGCAAAGAUCACGGCGUGGCAGCAGAAGAGGAAGGCGGAGAACGCGGCACGGGCUGCCGCGAAGCAGCCUCUGCUCCCAGAGGACGAGUGGCAGAGGCUCUUCAAGCUGCCUCAGGAGCCCAGCAGACUGGAGGUGCUGCUCAACUCACGGCAGGUGGAGCAGUAUGCACGGCAGGUGGACGGCUUCACAGCCAGCGUGAGCACAAAGAUGUUCGCUGUGAAGAGUAACUUGUUGCCGGGAGAGUAGGGUAG
Messenger RNA from Lindgomyces ingoldianus, 1148 nucleotides. Its product is annotated as eukaryotic translation initiation factor 3 subunit H. Lineage: Eukaryota; Fungi; Ascomycota; Dothideomycetes; Pleosporales; Lindgomycetaceae. Gene Ontology annotation, cellular component: cytosol; cytoplasm; eukaryotic 43S preinitiation complex. The transcript has a single exon. The record is from RefSeq and is a predicted model, not a curated record. The coding region runs from base 49 to 1143 and encodes 364 amino acids. Gene Ontology annotation, molecular function: protein binding; translation initiation factor activity; metallopeptidase activity.